Ochlerotatus camptorhynchus is the source of this 1465-nucleotide messenger RNA. RefSeq lists its product as uncharacterized. The record is from RefSeq and is a predicted model, not a curated record. The transcript has 2 exons. Lineage: Eukaryota; Metazoa; Arthropoda; Insecta; Diptera; Culicidae. The coding region runs from base 186 to 1403 and encodes 405 amino acids.
UAUGGUUCAUAAAAGGCCCCCUAUUGUCUCCUCUUCAUCUUAGGCCGCUACCAUUCUGCUUUAAUCACAGCAACCAUCGGUUUGAUUGUAAGCAAAACAAAAGGGAAACCAGCUCUCAAAUCAAGUAAGUUUUUCAAAUUAAUUUGUGCCAUUAUUAUCUAACAUUAAUAUUUGUAAUUCACAGCAUGCCCUUCAAGAUUGUUCAAACAUUCGAAGACGGUGAGCAGUGCCUCAGUGUUGUCCCUUCGGGCUGGGAGAAAGAGAAUAAAUUAUGGUGGCCAAAGGCAACAAGUGCUGCUAAAUUGCUGCGUGAUGAACAUUCGCGUCCCACGUCCAAAUGGCAACGGAUGGAGUGCACCAAGAAGCGAGAAUACCGCACCAGGCUGGAGGCAGAAGCAGAACUUGAAAAGAUGGAACCGCUUUCCGAUACCGAGGCAGAAGAGAGGAUUAUGGUUCCUGCCAAAAAGACACGCAAAAACGGUGUCUCAAAUUCGAGCGUAACAAAACAUGUGCCGAAAAACUUCAACGACUUCCUCACGCCUGCUAAUCCUAAUGUCCCGCUUGAAAUCCAAACGGAUUACCUUCAACCAGUGCAAGACGAAGUUCAAGACUCUUCGGUUACUUUGCAGCUGUCCGAUGGAGCCAUGCAGAAUUUUGUAUACGUACCGCAAAUUGAACAAGAUCCUGGAGAAAAUACAAGUGGAGGCAGAGUUUUGAUUCAGUCGAUCGACAACAACAUCAGCUAUCAGUCAGUAUCAUUGGAGGACGUUGUAUCGAACCAAACAUUGAUUAUUGGUAAUCAGGCAAAAAUAAUCAACAGCCUCGCUCAAUUGAAAGCCAGCAUGGAUUACAUCAAUGAUAGGGUCCUGCAAAUCGAAUCAGGCUCUCUUGGAAACGCCACAGGAGUCCAUUCAGAUGUAUUGUUGAAACCUAUUGAAUCACUGGAAAUGCUGAAUGAAUUGGAGAAGAGUUUGAAUGAUGACACCGUCAUGGUCAAAUACGUCAAGACCAUGAGCCACAUUUGUGGUAAAACCGGAAAAGAGGAUGGCCUUGACUGCUGUUAUCGAUUAAUUGAUCAUUUUAUGACUCGACAGUUUCUAACGACCUGUUCAUUGACAGGGAUCUCGAGAGACAAUGCUGCUGCUGAAGAGUCAAAUGGAGAGUCUGAGCCGCAGAUUAAAGUUCCGUUUAUGAUGUACAAGAAAAUUCGACAGCUGUUUUUGAAGCUGGUCCUGCAGGCAGAUAACGACUUCACAGCUAUCAAAUGUGAAGAGUUUUUUAAACGGGUACUGAAAAACAGCAAGCAAAGAUUGCUAGCUAAAACAGUAUCCAAGCAUAAGAAUCGUCCGAAAAAUUUAGUGUAUAAUGCCCGUCAACAGCAAGCUGAACAGAAUCCUCAAUAAUAGGGUAAAUACACCAGUUAUGGUUAUACGUUCCUAUUAAGGGUUUGUUCCAGUUAUAGCCU